Molecule: messenger RNA, 1146 nt
Organism: Ochlerotatus camptorhynchus
Lineage: Eukaryota; Metazoa; Arthropoda; Insecta; Diptera; Culicidae
Product: protein smoothened-like
Exons: 2
Coding region: 1-1146 (381 amino acids)
Biological process (GO): central nervous system development; smoothened signaling pathway; pattern specification process
Cellular component (GO): cilium; dendrite; plasma membrane
Molecular function (GO): patched binding; transmembrane signaling receptor activity
Source: RefSeq, a predicted model, not a curated record
AUGGCAAGAGUGACGGUUCCAUUGGGGCGAACCACCCGGUCAGUGGGGACAUGCUUGUUCCUCGCUACGGGGCUGUGUCUGAAACCGCUGGUCGGAGCGGAUUCCCCUGCGAAUUACUAUAAAGAUAUCGAGGGAUGCGGUCUGCAGUGCAAGGAUCCACUGUUCACCGAUCACGAGCACCGUCCGAUUCACAAGUUGAUCGCGUGGGGUGCCGGAGUAUGCCUGACGUUCAAUUUGUUUACGAUCGCAACGUUUGCGAUCGAUUGGCACAAUGCGAACAAGUUCCCGGCGUUGGUGAUUUUCUACAUCAACUUUUGCUUCAUGGUGUCCUGUUUGGGCUGGCUCGCUCAAUUCACUCCUGGUAGUCGGGAGGACAUCGUCUGUCGCAAGGAUGGAACUCUGCGCAUUUCGGAACCCAGUGCCGGUGAGAAUCUCUCGUGUAUUGUGGUGUUUAUUUUGGUUUACUACUUCCUAAUUGCGGCCAUGGUUUGGUUCGUCAUUUUCACCUACGUGUGGCAUAUGAGUUUCAAAGCUAUUGGGAAAAUUCAGGAUAGGAUUGCUAAGAAGGUAUCGUACUUCCAUUUGAUUGCGCGGUCACUGCCGCUAGUGCUGACAAUAACGAUCAUGGCUCUGAGUGAAAUCUAUGGAAACAGUACGGUUGGGAUUUGCUUCGUGGGGUACUUGAAUCAUCCGAUUAGGGCGGGCUUUCUGCUGGGGCCGGUGGCUUGUGUUCUGUUCAUUGGAGGGUACUUCCUAGGAAGAGGACUACUGACGCUGAUCAAGCUGAAGAUAUCUAGCAAGGAGAUUAUCUCGGCUCGUGCUAGUAAGAAAAUCCGACAGACAAUUGUCCGGAUGGGAAUCUGUACAAUGUUCACGUUUGUGUUCAUCGUUGCGACCAUUUUCUGCCACAUUCAUGAGUUAAAAAAAACUGAAAGUUGGGCACUGGCGCUUAAAAAAUACAUCAUCUGUCAGAUUUCGUCGACGUACACGGAUGUGACGAGCGCUUGCAAGCUUCAGAGUCGCCCAAGUAUGGCAAUCCUACAGAUCCAUCUGAUUUGCUUAUUCGCGUCGGGUAUCGUGAUGUCGUUAUUUUCGGAGGCGCUUCCGACCAGAUGUCGAGGAACCCGUGUAACUACAGAAGCAUAA